Molecule: messenger RNA, 3222 nt
Organism: Quercus lobata
Lineage: Eukaryota; Viridiplantae; Streptophyta; Magnoliopsida; Fagales; Fagaceae
Product: putative disease resistance protein RGA3
Exons: 2
Coding region: 1-3222 (1073 amino acids)
Molecular function (GO): protein binding; ADP binding
Source: RefSeq, a predicted model, not a curated record
AUGGCUGAGGCUUUCGUUGCUGAUGUUGCUAAGGGAAUUCUAAGCAAGCUGAUUCCACUUGUUAGUGAGCAGAUCAGCCUUGCUUGGGGUUUCAAGGAGGAGCUGACACAGCUUCGUGGGUCUGUAGAGAUGAUUCAGGCUGUGCUGGCUGAUGCAGAGAGAAGGAAAGUGAGAGAAGAGUCCUCAAGGCUUUGGCUGCAGAGGCUUGAAGAUGUUGCUUAUGAUGCUGAUGACUUGCUGGACGAGCUUGCUUAUGAGAUUCUCCGGCGAAAGGUAGAGAUCCGGAACCAAAUGAAGAGAAAGGUACACUUCUUCUUUUCAUUUUCAAACCCUAUUGCAUUUCGUAUCAAGAUGGCCAACAAAGUUAAGGCUAUUGGUGAAUUGCUAAAAGGGAUUAAUGAUGAUGCAAAUCAAUUUAGACUUCCUAAAGUGAGCUCUGUAAUUUCAAAUCCUAAGAUUAUUCCAAACCGAGAGACAGACCCCAGUCUUGAUUAUUCCGAAAUUGUAGGAAGGAGAGAUCACGUUGCAGAAAUUGUAAACUUGUUGCUUAGUGCAACCAAUCAACAACUCUCAGUCAUUCCUAUAGUAGGAAUGGCAGGUUUGGGAAAAACAACUUUAGCAAAACUAGUGUACAAUCAUGAGCUAGUAAUAAGACAUUUUGAUGAAAGGAUAUGGGUAUGCGUCUCAGAUGAUUUUGAUGAUAAAAGGAUUUUGAGAGAGAUUCUUGAAUCCAUUAUUGAAGAAUCAUGGACAUCAAAUAAUAAGGGUGCAAUAAUUAAACGUCUUCAAACACGGUUGCAAGCUAAAAGAUAUCUUCUCAUACUUGAUGAUGUAUGGAAUGAAAAGAGUCAAAAUUGGUGUAAUUUAAAGAGUUGCUUGUCAACAAUUAGUUCAAAUACUGGAAAUAAUAUUAUUGUAACAACUCGUAGUGACAAGGUGGCAGAAAUCAUGGAAACAGUUCCUCGACAAUACUUGAAAAAGAUAUCAAAAGAUGAAUGUUGGUCCAUAAUCAAGAAAAUUGUAUCAAAGAAUGAAAGCAUUCCAUUAACUCCUGAUUUGGAGACUAUCGGAAGGGACAUUGCUGAAAAAUGUGGAGGGGUUCCAUUGGUAGCAAGCAUUUUAGGAGGGACAAUGUCAUGUAAAAAGCAGAAAAGUAAGUGGUUGACAAUUCAAAAUAGUGAAGUUUGGAGUUAUCUACAUGAUAGUAAUGAAAUGCUCCCAAUAUUAGAAUUAAGCUUUGAUCAUCUUCCAUCACUUUCUCUUAAACAAUGUUUUGCAUAUUGUUCAAUUUUUCCUAAAGAUUAUGAGAUUAAAAAGGAAGAAUUAAUUGAGCUUUGGAUGGCUGAAGGGUUCCUUCAACCAGCUCAAGGAAGCAGUUUGGUAAUGGAGGAUAUUGGUAACAAGUAUUUUAAUAUCUUUUUAGAGAAUUCAUUAUUCCAAGAUGUGAAAAAGGAUAUGUAUGAUAAUAUUACAAGUUGCAAAAUGCAUGAUUUGGUACAUGAUCUUGCCCUCUCAAUUUCAAAAUUUGAAACCUUGAUUUUGAAGGAUGAUUCGAGGGGUGAUAUCCAUCAUGUACGACGCCGUUUAUUAGUCCAAUAUGAUUGGGAAACAAAACCAAGAAUUCCACUUUCAAAAGAUAGUGUUCGGAGAUUGGGCACACUUAUUUCAGAGAAUGCUACGUUUGGAAACUUAUUAUCUAAUUUUAAGUGCUUGCGUGUUCUGAAAUUAUCUGGGAAUAGCAUAACAGAGAUAUCAGAAUCAAUUGGUUGCUUAAUACACUUGAGGCUUCUUCACAUCUCAUGGGCUGAGAUCAAAGCAUUACCAGAGUCCAUUACCAAGCUCUACAAUUUGCAAACUUUAAGACUUCAAGGGUGCUAUAGUCUCGAAGAACUUCCAAAAGAUCUAAACAAAUUGGUUAACUUGAGGCACAUUUACGUUGAUGAUUCUUCUUACAUCCAUCAAUCACCAAAAGAUAUGGGGGAGUUGAAUUUUCUACAAACGUUGUCAUUUUUCAUUGUGGGUCAAGAUGAAGGACAUCAGAUCAAUCAAUUGGGGUCCUUGAAUCAACUAAGUGGAAAAUUAGACAUCGAGAAUCUGGAGAAUGUGAGAGAUCAAGAAGAAGCUAGAAGUGCAAAUUUGGCAAAAUUGGACAAAAUAAACCAAUUAGGAUUUUAUUGGAGUGAUGGUUCAGAUAGAAAAGUCAACCACCAUAUUGAAGAAGAAGUGUUGGAAGCCCUCUAUCCUCAUCAAGAUCUGAAAUCCUUAACAAUUGAUGGCUUUGGUGGAAAGAAAUUCCCAUCAUGGAUGUUGACAAGUCGUAAUGCCAUGGAUGCUUUGUCGCCUUUUUACAAUUUGAUCAAGAUAAAUUUAAAUCACUGCAACAAAUGUAAACAAGUUCCCACCCUCGGCCAUCUACCAUGCCUCGAGGUUCUUAAAAUAGAGGGAAUGGAUAAUGUGACACGUAUUGGAGUUGAGUUCUACGGCGUGCACAGUAAUGUAUUGUUCCCGGCAUUAGGAAGACUCAUUUUUAGGAAUUUGCACAAUCUAAGGAAGUGGAAGGAUGCGCUGGAGGUGACACCAGCAAGUGUGGUGUUUCCUUGCCUUGAGUUGCUGAUCAUUGAGAAGUGUCCUCAACUAACGAGUGCCCCAUAUAAUUUUCCGCAUCUACAGAGAUUAAAGGUUUCUGAAAUCAGCUACACGGCAUUGGAAAGUAUUAGCAGCAAUCUUACAACACUCACGUCCGCCCGUAUUUAUGAAGUGCCAGAACUUGCUUUUGUGCCACAGCAGCUUUUCUAUAUCCAAUCACUCGAGAUAAAACUGAGUUAUAUACUGGACGCCUUCAUUUUCCUGAAGUGGGGAACUGAGUUGGAAAUAUAUGGUUGUUUUCCAGGUAUACAAGCUAUCGCGCCUCAUCUUCGAUGCUUAAGGAUAUCAGGGUGUGAUGUUAAAAUUCUACCCAGUGAGCUACAAUUAUGUACCUCUCUUUCAGUAUUGGAGAUACGUGAUUGUCCUAAUCUGAAAUCACUUCCAGAUUUACAAGGAUUCCAUUCUCUUGAAAUUUUAGAGAUCUCCGGUUGUCCUAAACUCAAAUCAAUUUCAGAUCUAGGAGAGUUGUACUCUCUUAGAGUGUUAAAAAUCUUCCAUUGCAGCAAGUUGACGCGUCUGCCUGAGGCAUCCUUACAAUGCUUGAAUACUAUGGUGAUAGUUGAAAGGGUGGGCUAA